AUGGAUAAAAAUACUCAGGACGAUAUAACAACCAAACACAGAGAAGCAAUUUUGAAAUAUUUAGGCAAGAGUGAGGAAGAUUUGGCUGAGUGUGUGAAGUUAAUGAAAAGUUGGUUCAAAACUCAACCGCAUCUUCCAGAAGUUCCAAAUACUAAAAAAAUUGAAUUCUACGUAGUAAACAACACAUUUAACUUAGAAUCAGCAAAGACAAAGAUAGACCAAUUUUAUACGUCAAGGAGCACGCUUACCGCUAUUUUUGACAACUCAAAUCCAAAAUCACCAGAGCAGAAGGCGGCGAUUGACUCAGCCCAAAUUGUUCCAUUGCCAAAAUUGUACGAUGACCUGUACGGUGUUAUUUUGUUCAAAAUGAGGGAAAACAUACCAGUAAACUUGGACCCACACUGGUGGCUUGGAGCUCUAGUCAAUGCACACGAGGUUAAAAUACACGAGUGUUUGAUGCUAAACUACAUCGUAGUUUAUGAUUUAGAACACAUGACACUAGGCCAUCUUCUAAAGAUUACUCCAAUGUUCGCAGUAAAUUCCAGUAAAAUAUCUGAGAAUGGACUAGGUGAGCGAUUAAAAGAGGUGCAUUUUAUCAACUGUCCACCAUUUUUUCAGAUAAUAAUGAAUAUAUUGAGAGCGGUAAUGAGGGCAGACUUUUUUAGCAGGUUACAUAUACAUCAUACUGUAGACAGCUUCAGACAACGGUUUCCAUCAGAAUUGCUUCCAAAAGAUUACGGUGGCAACGAAAAAUGUAUGGAUGAAUUAGAAGCUGCAUGGAUAAAAAAAUAUGAGGAAUACCAAGAACACUUCGAUAGGUUGGAUACCUUAAGGGUCGACGAAUCGCUUCGACCCAAUCCAGACGUUCCCAAAGAUUUGAUUGGACUUGGGUUUGAUCAUUUUAGGAAAAUGUUUUUUGACAGUUAG
Molecule: messenger RNA, 927 nt
Organism: Diabrotica balteata
Lineage: Eukaryota; Metazoa; Arthropoda; Insecta; Coleoptera; Chrysomelidae
Source: the annotation of a GenBank genome assembly